Ciona intestinalis (vase tunicate) is the source of this 1554-nucleotide messenger RNA. The record is from RefSeq and is a predicted model, not a curated record. Lineage: Eukaryota; Metazoa; Chordata; Ascidiacea; Phlebobranchia; Cionidae.
UUGUAUUGACUGCAGUAGGUCUCAAUUAUGGUAAAAUGGGGAAAGAACUUUACAAUUACUAUCCUACUGUUGGCUCUUGGAUUCCCAGUGGAGUGUAGAAAACAGGAAUCAGUUACAAAAAGAUUUACUCGAACAAAAGAUGGGAAAAGUAUUCAAUUAUCCAUCGAUAAUGUUCUGCUUGCAUUGGAAAAAUCUGAUUCAUUUUUCGCAAGGAAUAAGGAGUCCGCUACAGUGGAUCUUGCUUUUGGAAUGCAGAUGAUGAAUGGAGAACUGUUGAGACUUCUGCAACUAAUUAACAAUGGUUUGAAUUAUGAGUUUGGUAAAAACAAAACGCUUCUCACGCGAAUAAAAAACCUACAGCAUUCAGUCAACACCCAUGUCCAAGAAUCACUUAAACACAUUAAAGUAAUGAAUAAAGAGUAUUAUAAAAUGUUUGAACCUGUUGAUUCUUGAACCAUGGAUGCCAUACCAGUUUUCACCGCAAUUUACAUUUGUUGAUGAAGUCAAUGUUGAUCACUGAUAUGAAACCAGCAACAGAUUUUAAUGAAGAAAGCAGUGACUACUGCAUGUCCACCCUGUUUGGCUUGGAAAAACACAAGAAAUGUUCAGUUGAAUUAUGCUGGAAAAAUAUGACUGUGCUUGGUCAAGACCAAUAUUAUUCAACUCAUGAAAUCAUAUGGCUUAACCUUGGCCAAAAAGUUGGGUGUUUAGAUAAAAUGAAUAUUCUGGCAAGAAGAGAUGGUUAUCGUGAUGUUCAUGACAUCGUCAAAAGACUCUGUGCUGGCGUGGUAAUUGAAAUGAAUGCAGAAUACCAAAGUGGGAUAGUUUGUCCUGGAGCUAAAGACAUAUUUGUUGAACAAGGUGCGCUUUGUGGUGGUAUUGGUUUUGUUGAUGCCCUUCAUCCAAAGCACCUUCUGUCUGUACUUGAUUGGCAAGACCCCGUAAGUGGUUGUUUUAAAGACGAAGAAGAUUGUGAAAGCGAUUUUGACUUAAAAUUAUAUCGGAUUAUGGAAAAUCAAAAGCAUAUUUGGAAAUCAAGAAAACUUUUAGUUGAUUCUUCGGUGGAAAAUAUGUGCAGUACACACUUAACUGGAGUUGCAACCGGGUAUCUUGCUGCUAGUCUGCGGUUAUUUUAUGAUCCCUAUUAUAUUAAUAAUAGAUUAGCACUGCACAGUAUCCCACAAAUAUUAGAACAAAUUCCACCAAAAUCAAUACCAGUUGAUACACAACUGACCAUGAACAUAACAUUGUGCUAUGGUCUGCUCUUUGCUUUUGUAAUUUUAAGUUUAUUGGUUAUUAUAAAAAAGAGGAAAGCAAUUUUCAGGGGAAAAAGUAUUAUUAUUUAAAACAGAUGAUGUAUUUUAAUAAGCAAAUGUUAGUUCUAUAGAAUAUUUUAUUGUAAGAUAGUUAGGAUCAAUGCUUUGGGACUUCAAAUAUGUGCAUUACAUUUUAACGAGUUUUAUCACCAGCUAUUAAUUUUGUGUAAGUUAUAUCAUCUUGUACCUGCCAUACUGAGAUUACUUUUUACUUUGCAAUAAACAUGACUUGCAAUAA